AUGAGUAGAAGAAGAGGUGCUUCUAAUGUAAGAGGUCCCAAUUCCGCUUUGACUGAGUUCUUAAGGGUUGAAGGGAUUACUGAAAACUUCAGAAGAAGAAGAGAGAGAGAAACUGAACAACAAAUAGCUGAUUUAACUCAAGAUUCUUCUGAUGAUGUUAAUGAAUCUUCAACUACUGCUGAUAACACUGAAGUUGAAGCUAGUACUUCAGGAUCUAGAUCAACUAUAAGAGAUAUUGAAGAAGAUGAAGAUGUUCAACAGAUUAGGUUGGCCGCCAGACGUAAAAGAAGGGCUGCUGGUGAACAAAUCAGUGAUGAUGAAGAUGACGGCAAUAACGUCGGAGACAGUGAUGAUGAAGAUUAUGUUGUUGGAAAUGAAUAUAAAAUCGAAGGAGAAGAAGAUACUUGUAUAGAAUGUCAUCAACCAUUCAAAUUGUCGGUGUAUUCCCGUUAUGAUAAGUUACGUAAAGGGUAUUUAUGUGAAGAUUGUAAUGAACUUAUUAAGGCAGAAGAACGUAAGAAACGUAAGAAUCAAAUGAGUGCCAAAAGGAGACGUAAAAGGGUAGCCCAGGCGUUAUUGGAUAAAUCUUUUGUUAAGAUUCCUUCAUUACAAGAUGUUUGUAUAAAGGUGAUCACUUCCAAUAUUGACCAAGUUGAAACUUUAGGUGAUAUAGGAACAUCAAAUUUAAAUGAAAUUUCUAAGAUUUUAUCGAAGAACAGAUCAUUGGAUAACUCAACUAUGGCGUUAUUCUUGAAUCCUAACAUGACAAAGAUUGAAUUCUGGGAUUGUUCCAAUGUUGAUAGUGAUUCAUUCAAUAAGAUUGCUUCUUUUUGUCCAAAUUUGACUAGUUUGACAUUAUUUAUGUGUGGACAGUUCCAUAAUGAUAAUCUUGUAUAUUUCAGUGACAAAUUGAAUUUGAAUGAAUUGAAUUUGAAUGGUCCGUUCUUAAUAAGUGAUGUUAUGUGGCAAGAAUUCUUCGAAAAUGGUGGUAAAAACCUUGAAAAUUUCGAAAUAAGGAACACUCAUAGAUUCGGUAAUGAUUCUUUGAUUAGUUUACUUGAAAAUUGUGGAUCUAGUUUGAAAUCUUUGAAACUUUCACGUUUAGAUGGUAUUGAUUCCGCUGCCAUGUAUGAACUUAUACCUCAUUACCUUACACAGAAUUGUCUUGAAACUUUGGAGAUCAGUUAUCCCAAAUCAGAAGAACUCGUCACCAAUGAACUUAUUAUCAACGUUUUAUCCAUGUGUGAAGGUUCUUUAAGUAGCCUUAAUCUCGAUGGAUGUUCUGAUUUGACUGAUCUGUUCACUCAAGAAAUGGUCAAAUUCAAUCUCGAUAAAUUGACUUCAUUAUCAUUGAAAAAUCUUGAUCAAAUCAAAGAUUUCGAUUUCACUAACUUCAAGAACAACGGAUUAAUAUCGUUGAAUCUUUAUAAAUGUGUGGAAUUGUCUGAAGCUUCAGUGUACUCGAUCUUAAAACAUAGUUGUUCAACUCUCGUUGAGCUAUGCUUGAACUCUGUGCCAGUUUCAAAGAAUUUCUGGUGGCAGAUAUUCACUCCCAACAAUGAUGAGUUGAAAAAAAGGUACUUGAAGUCCGAUAGUGAUGAUGAAAGUGAAAAUGAUGAUGAAGAUGAUGAUGAAAGUCCAAAAGCUUUUUACGAUGAAUUGUCGUUCCCAAAUUUGACUUCUUUGGAUCUAGGGUUCGUCAGAUCAGUUGAUGAUCAGGUGCUUAACUUGAUCUCUAAGAAAUGUCCUAAAUUGAAGGUCUUAGAAGUUUUCGGGGAUAAUAGAUGUACAUUUGGAGCUAAGGUUAGAGAAGAUUUGAUCAUCAUUGGUAGACAAGGUGAUUUGAAUUGA
Molecule: messenger RNA, 1851 nt
Organism: Yamadazyma jaroonii
Lineage: Eukaryota; Fungi; Ascomycota; Pichiomycetes; Serinales; Debaryomycetaceae
Source: the annotation of a GenBank genome assembly